AUGAAUAAAGAUGAACCUCCAGAUGUUUUAUUACAACGAUCCCGCUCAUUGCCCUUCGGAACAGGGUCUCCAAUCGGAAAUCCGUUAUUAAGGCCAUUGGAUGAAAAUAAUAUAACUAUGGUACUACUCAAUUUUCAAGAUCUCAUAUCAUACUUAUCCAAUGAUAACACUAAAGGAUUUGUUGGCAAGCUUUAUGGUAUGUGUUCUAUCAAAGAAUACAAUCAAAAAAUUCAAAUGAACACCGCAAAUGAUCUAGAAAGAAACUCUUUAAGAGAGGUAGAUCCUAAGCUAACCCUAAAAAGUUUUCAAAGAUCAGAUGCUAGUCGCAUUUUCAAACCAGAAGAUGUUCGUCCUGUUCUUUGGUGCCGUCGUACCUUAUAUUACAUAUUGGCGUAUUUUGUGGAUGCAGAUAUUAAUAAAAAGGAUUAUAUUAUGGACAAAAGGUUUUCUUAUCUGGAUAUUUAUAAUUUUUUACGGGACAGACUAAGAAGUAUCUGGCAAGAUUUAACGGUUCAGCACUGUACAAGAAAUCGUGGAUAUAUAGAAUGUUUUGAAAUUAGCAUUCGUUUUUUAAUAUAUUCUAAUGAAAUUCUAUGUGAAAAUGAAGAAUAUGACGCUUCUCAAAACUUCUUAUUAUUAAAUACCUGUCUGGAUAAGCUAAUGAAUGGAUACUCUGAUGUUCACUCAACUGUGAAUAAUAAAAAUCUAACUGACGAACUAAAAUCACUUGAUUUCUAUGAUAAACCUGAUGUUAUGGAAAUUAUGGAUGUUCUCACUUAUACAUCUCCUCAUGAAGCCGAAUUUUGGUCUUAUAGACUCCUUUUACUUAUACCCCAACUACUAACUCCAGAAUGUUCUGCUGUAUUUUGUGAUAUUUGUCAAAGAAUUCCUAAAUGUAUCAAAAAUAGUGAUAUAAUUAGAUUUUCUAUAAAAGUUUGUCUUUCGGUUACAUCUGGAAAUGUUUAUUCUUACUUCAACCUUAUGAAGGAUUCCAAAUGCCAUCCACUACAAUCAGCUCUUAUGAAUCGAUUUUCUGGUUCUGUACGUGUGAAAUUCUUGCAUGAUAUUAUAUUGCACAAAAUUGUAAAAGAGACAACUAAUCCAGUUCAUUUCAAUACGCUGAAAACGAUAUUUGGUUUUGAAGAUGAUGCUAAAUUAUUAAGUCUACUUCAAAGAUAUAAUAUUACUGUAGAUGGUAAUUCUAAGAAAUUGUGCCUAGAAGGUAUGGAUAUGAAGCAACUUGAGUAUGAUAAUAAUUAUUUAAACAAAGUUUCUGGGAAAAUACAAACGACAAGUUCAAUUGUUUUCAACAAGAUAACUUCAAAAUAUCCAUCAAGACAGAUAUUGUUUGAUCCGGAUUUUAACUUAGAUGAAUUCCCAAAAAAGCCUAUACUUGGAAAUACAUUUCAAAAAACACAUGAAACAAAUCUACAUGAUAAUAGUAAUUCCCUUUAUAAAUCUUCCGUCCCUACAUCAACCAACAAUGCUAUUUUCUUGGGAAUAAAUUCUAAAGUUAAUGAUACGGAUAGUGUAGUUACCAAUUCUGGGAAUAUCUUAACUUCAUUUACUACGGAUAAUCGAAAAACUUCGUUUGAUCUUGAUAAAACUUCCUAUACAGAUCAAUCUACCAACAUAAACAUAAUACACGGGACUAAAAUACAAAUAAGUCCUCCCAAAGAUAUAUUGGAAGAUAUUUCAUUUCAGAAAAAAAAUGUGGUGGAAAUAAAAAAAAUUGAGUUUCUAAACAAUAAGAGUGAAGAUAGCCUUGGAAAGAGGAUUAACAGAUCUCUGGAAAGUAAUCCUAUCUUAAAUCCAGCUCGAAAACUAGCACCAAAAAGACCUAUCAUUCUAUCACGACCUAAAAUAGGCACAUACACUCCCGCUAGAAAUGUCAUAAAUAAAUUUGAUAUAAAUUCUCUGAAUAAAUUGGCGUCUUCUAUUUUGAAAAGUGUACUCUUAGAUCCAACUGUCAGCAUUGAUAUCGAGAAGGCCACCGAUAUUUUGGGUAUAACUAACUCGACUUCGCUCAAUAAAUAUACUAAAGCCUACAAAUAUUCUGGACCCUCAUAUAAAUAUAUCAGCAAGAGAGAGAUCUAUCUGAGUAAAGGAGGAAGCCAACUAUACUUGAAAAAAUUAUUGUUUUUAAUGAGAAAGUUAAGAAAAAUGACGUUACCUUUGCAAUUAUCACAUUAUAAUUCUAAGUUAUAUACCAUAUACGAAAAGGCAAAAAAAACAAAUGUAAACAACAAUCAAUCUUUCAACAAUGAUUAUGAACGCGAUGAAAAUAAGCUCCUGGGAAAACAUAAAUGUACCCAAUUUAUAAACAAAUGGGCUAAAAGACAAAACUUUGUCGGCAAAAUCGCAACUUUAAAAAAUCUCACAUGUAAAAUUAUUUCCAUGUGCAGAAGAUUCAUAGGUCCAAUUCGACAUAUUAAACACAUAAGUGAUGUUGAUAUGGCCAGUGGGCCAUGCGAGGCAAAUAAACCUUCUGAAUUGCCAAUUUCCCUAUAUAAAUCUCUAUACAACGUGAUAUUUGAGAAUAGUAAAUUUGUUAUUGGUCUCUCAAAGGAAUAUAUGUUGAAUUAUUCCAAGAAUCUGGACAUAGGUGACAUAAAUCUCUGGGGAUCUGGAAUUUUUUUACACCUUAAACUUUUCGAUAUGGAUGAUUUUCAAGAACUCCGUUAUAUUUCUAACAGGUCUCUAUUGAACGAAGUUGUAAAGUUUAAAAGGGCACAGAUAUAUAUUGAUCCAGAAUAUAGGUUAAGUCUAAAAUCUGAUAUACUAAAUAUCUGCGGCAUAAAUAUUAAGAAGAAAACUUUGUUUACUUCCGAAAUCGAAAACCAAUCCAAAGUCUUUGAAUUAUUCAAAAAUACAAUUCCAUAUACAGAAGAUAAAAGGUCCUUUAAUAUUCCAUUCGGUAUUUUUGCAUCAAUGAACACUGAAUAUGCUGUUACACAAAACAAUGAAGAAACACACAAAAAGAAGUUGGUUGAUUUCUCUAACGAUAGGCUGCUUAAUGAAUCACUCAUAAAUAUUUUUUUGGUUCCUAGGCCUAUUUUUAUUGAGGGUAGCAUGUUUGCAGAUAUUUUGACAUCUAAAAAUGAAAUCAAAAUGGUAAAUAAGACUGCCCUACUUUCUGUAAUGGAUUCGUUGAUUGUAUUAUCAUAUUUAUUUGGAUUAAAUGGAUCUUAUGCCAUAUCAGAAAAAUCUUCUGGGUUGUAUAUACUAUGUUACAGAAUUCAUGUUUCAAUUGAAGAUAUGUUGAUUCUGUCCAAAUUACUUCUCCCUGAAUCGGAUUAUAAAGAUCAAAGUAUUAUUCUUAAUGAAUCAUUAGAUAACUAUCAAAAGAUAUUGGAAAGGUAUAUACAUAUUAUAGAAGAAAGAAUAAUAGAUACACUUACGGAACAUUCUGAGGGCUAUAACAUUAAAAACGCUCCAGAUAUUAUAAAGAAGAAGUUAGUAUUAUCUUGUGUUGGAUUUCAAGCUAAAAAUGAGAUGUAUCCAAUUUCAUCCCAUAAAGAGAGUGCAGACGUUGAACAAAGAACGAAGAAUGGUUUAUUUCCAAUAAUGAGAAUAGUUUAUCCAUUCGGAUUGGAAGUCUCACUGAAAAAGAUUCUGAGGGUCGCUAUUGAGGAUACUAAAAUACGAGUUUUACAAAAACGUGUGGAAUUUAACAAUAUUUAUAAACUUCUGAUGGAUCUAUCUUAUCCUGAAAGUAGUAACGAAACACUUCAGAACAUAUCUGAAAUUUUAGUCAAGCGUAUUCAGGAUGUCAUAAACUACAUACUAUUCAAUUUUCCAAAUCAUUUGUGGAAUUCAUAUGAGGACAAUGAAGUGUGUAUGGAUAAUUAUGAGAUGAUGGAGAGUGCGACUUAUAGCAAAAACACAUUGAUCGCAACGUUCGUCAAAUUGCAGCAUUCGAUAGAUUCAAUUGGUUUAAAUGGGAUAAAACCAGAUGAUAAUAUUGUUAUAUCUCGGACAUUGCGAAAAGAUGCCGCUGAAUGCUGUAGAUUCAGCUUUGUAAGAGAUCUUGUGGAACAACUGGAAAUUCGGAAGAUUAUUGUUCCAUAUGUAGUUGAUAUUUUUCUCUCAAAUGUAAAAGCAUUCUAUAUUAAUUGA
This is a messenger RNA of Theileria equi strain WA, 4119 nucleotides long. RefSeq lists its product as hypothetical. The coding region runs from base 1 to 4119 and encodes 1372 amino acids. Gene Ontology annotation, biological process: mRNA export from nucleus. The record is from RefSeq and is a predicted model, not a curated record. Lineage: Eukaryota; Apicomplexa; Aconoidasida; Piroplasmida; Theileriidae. Gene Ontology annotation, cellular component: nucleus; transcription export complex 2; cytoplasm. The transcript has 2 exons.